Microplitis mediator is the source of this 1266-nucleotide messenger RNA. Its product is annotated as NADH dehydrogenase [ubiquinone] 1 alpha subcomplex assembly factor 3. Lineage: Eukaryota; Metazoa; Arthropoda; Insecta; Hymenoptera; Braconidae. The transcript has 3 exons. The record is from RefSeq and is a predicted model, not a curated record. The coding region runs from base 304 to 903 and encodes 199 amino acids. Gene Ontology annotation, cellular component: mitochondrial inner membrane. Gene Ontology annotation, biological process: mitochondrial respiratory chain complex I assembly.
CUUUAAAAUUUAUAAAUUGUCGCAUGUCUGUUAUAUUCGUUCUCAUGUAUUAUUCAUAUUUUAUAUAUUUUUUAUGGGUGGUUAUGUAAGAAAGAUGAAAGUAUAAGUCAAAAAAUUUUAUAGUUGCGCAUGUGUUUCAUUAUCCGACCCUUCAGACGCCGCAUGACUUAACCUCUUGAAAUAUAUAUUUUGUUAUUUAUAUUUAUAUACUUUAUAAAACAUGAAGUAAACAUAUAUAAUAAAGUAAAUAAUAAAUGUAUAUUAAUUAUUUAAUUGAGAUAAAGUUGUAAAUAAUUUAAAAAUAUGACUAGUUUAGUUUAUCGGCAUUUAGGAUUGUACAGAAAUGGAUUAUCAAAACAAUAUAAAUCAAUACUGCUAAAGAGAUUUAUGUCAAUGCACAAAGGUGCAUAUGAUGGAGAUGGAAGAACAACCGUAACAAUUUUAAAUAAAGAUCCCGAAUACGGACUAAUGAUUGAUGGUGUCAGUUGUACGGGAUUUAGAUUAAAUAUUGGAUUGAAUAUAUUAGGAGCAAUGAUAAUAUUUCCAAAAACUGUACUUGGAUGGAACAUAGCUUCAGCAAGUGAUAUACAUAAGGAUUCAUUAACAUUAUUUAAAGCAAUAAUUCCAAGACCGGACAUAAUGAUACUUGGUCUAGAUGAUAAUUAUCCACGUGAUGCUCCAUUUAUUAAAGAUUUUCGUAACAUUAUCAAAGACUUAGAUAUCAAUGUUGAAAUUUUACCAGUUAUAAAAGCUUGUACGACUUUUAAUUUUUUAAACUCGGAAAACAGAUACGUCGUUGGUGCAUUGUUGCCACCAAGAGUUCUUGAGAAACACGAUACUCAAUUAAUUGAAGAUGUUGCUCUUCGAAAAGCAUUAAGAAACCCUGUAAAAGGAACUGAUUAAAUUUUUAAUUUACUUAUGUUAUGUAUACUAUAGUUUUAUUAAAUAAAAAUUAUGUAAAAAUGUAAAAUAACUUAUAUGAUAGUUUUGUUUUUACUUUUAAAUCGUAAAAAAUAAUCUCAUUAAAUCAUUUAAUAAAAUAAUCAGCAAUAAAAACUUUAUGAUUUAACAAAUUAUUAAAAACAAAAUAAUUAUAGAUAAGAAAAUUUUUUCUUAAUUUCACAACGUCCCAGUUACUUUUUUUGUGAUUUCAGUCUUUUUUGUAAAAAUAACAUUAUAGACAAAAAGUGAUAGAUUUUUGACGUGUACCUAACGCGGUUUUUUUUACAAAGAAUCUGUUUUUGUUCGGAUUUUUUUUUUUUUUUA